CUCUCCCUCUUUUUAUCAUCUCUCUCUUAUAGCUUUUAGUUUGUAGGUUUGGUGGUUAAAGGUGAAGAUGUUGAGCACGAACGCAAUUCGCAAUAUUGUUGGAAUAAUCGGGAAUGUGCUAUCUUUCGCCUUAUUUCUCUCUCCAGUGCCGACAUUUGUGAAGAUUUGGAAGCGGAAGGCAGUGGAGGACUUCUCGCCGAUUCCGUACCUGGCAACGUUCCUCAACUGCAUGCUGUGGGUGUUCUACGGGCUCCCCGUGGUGCACCCAAACAGCAUCCUAAUCGUCACCAUCAAUGGCAUCGGCUUCGUCCUCGAAGCCAUCUACCUCACCAUCUUCUUCAUCUACGCCCCCAACCGCUCUCGCUUGAAGGUUUUGAAGAUAUUGGCCGUGGAGCUGGUGUUUAUGGGAUCUGUGGUCGCAGGCGUCAUUGCAGGGGAGCACACUUAUAAGAAGAGAACUUUCAUUGUUGGAAUUUUUUGCGUCAUCUUCGGCUCCUGCAUGUAUGCCUCUCCCCUAUCGGUCAUGAGACUGGUUAUCCGGACUAAGAGCGUCAAGUACAUGCCCUUCUUCCUUUCCCUUACGGCAUUUCUUAAUGGCGUGUGCUGGACUGUGUAUGCGUUCCUCAAGUUCGAUAUCUUUGUCGUGAUUCCGAAUGGGCUAGGGGCAUUGUUAGGUGCCAUGCAGCUAUUGCUCUACUUCUGUUACUACCGCUCGACACCCCAAGAGGAGACCAAGGGGGAGCUUCAGUUGCCGGUGUCGGCUUCCAUGGCUCCAAGCGCUGGUCACAAGGAGCCAAAGAAUGGCGUGAGCGUGCAGAGAUGAUCUUAGGUUUAGUUUUUUUUUCUUUUUCAAUAAAGAAAAAAGAAGGAGAAGGGAUUGAGUGGAGAGUAGUCUUGACUCUAUUUCUUUC
Messenger RNA from Phoenix dactylifera (date palm), 911 nucleotides. Its product is annotated as bidirectional sugar transporter SWEET6b-like. Gene Ontology annotation, cellular component: membrane. The record is from RefSeq and is a predicted model, not a curated record. Gene Ontology annotation, molecular function: sugar transmembrane transporter activity. Lineage: Eukaryota; Viridiplantae; Streptophyta; Magnoliopsida; Arecales; Arecaceae. Gene Ontology annotation, biological process: carbohydrate transport.